AUGCCGUCCUACAACCCCUUCGCCCGUCGCGAGACACAUGAUGCUCGCGCGCUGAAUCUGUACCGGGUCUUCGUGCCCCUUACUUGGUUGCUGGUUGUCAUCGUCGGCGUCUACUACUCCAUCCACUCACCCGACGACACCAAGCACAGCAAGAAGAUCUGGAAACAGGCCAACAAGCACAACACACCGUUCAGCCAGAACACGACGGUGACUGGAAUCUACUGGAUCCUCCUGCUCCUCUCCCAGCUCAGCUACGUCUGGCAUCUCUUCUCCAAGGAUGCUGCUCUGGUCGCGUCCGCUGCCAACGUCGCCACGCACUUCAUCCUGAACAACGUGUUCGUCUUGGCCUGGAUCCUGCUCUGGACCCGCAACUACUUUUGGGGCGCCGAGGUCAUCCUUGCCGCCAACUUUGUCAACCAGGCCAUUACCUACUGGCGCCACCACGGCUUGCCCGCGUUCGUGCACCUGCCUGCCGUCGCAGGUCCCUACGCUUGGACGCUGACGGCGCUGUUCUGGAACGGCGCCGUCGCGGUCCACAGCCAUAACCUGCCCGGUCGGAUCGUGGCCAACUUAUUCAUCUGGGUGAUCUUGGCCGUGGGCCUGUUUGAUAUUGUUGUGCGUCAGGACUAUGUGCUGGGAUACUGUCUCAGCUUUCUCACACUGUCCCUGGCCCUCCGUCAGGUUGCCAUCAAGGUUAUUGCUCUGCAGUGGAUCUUCGCCUUCGUCAUCUUCGCUGUCUUCCUGGCGACUUCCUUCUACAUAUCCAGCACCAAGUACUACGGCCGCGACAGCCUCUUCCGCCGCGUUGCGCACCCCGAGUCAGCCGACCGUGAGCGCCAGCCCCUGCUCCACGAUGAGGCAUAG
This is a messenger RNA of Penicillium canariense, 864 nucleotides long. RefSeq names its product DUF1774 domain-containing protein. The record is from RefSeq and is a predicted model, not a curated record. Bases 1 to 864 code for a protein of 287 amino acids. The transcript has 3 exons. NCBI's taxonomy places the organism in Eukaryota, Fungi, Ascomycota, Eurotiomycetes, Eurotiales, Aspergillaceae.